AUGCUCAUGACAGGGCGUACCGGUACUGGAACAAUGAUGUCCAAAUUUUCUGCAGGAUUCCAGGCAUCUCACGGCUCCGUCACCAUUCUGAGAUCUACGCUAGAGUUCGAGAUCACAGGUGACCGCCCCCACAUGAUGUCAUCCACGGGUCGCGUUACUCGCGCAUCGCUGCUCUCCCUCCACAACCACAACCGCCAUGAACUACUCCGACUACACCGCCUCGGGCCAAGCCUGACCUCAACCGCGCACAUCUCCCCCGAUGGCCGCAUCAUCAUCUCUCUCGACCUGAAACGCGCGCUGCCCGACCUGCCCAUCGAGAUCGUACAGAACGUGCAGGAAUUCGGCGUCGACGCGUCGCAGACGUGGCGGAGCUGCCCCCCGCUUAGCAUCGUUAUCAUGAUCGUCGGCAGCCGUGGGGACGUCCAGCCGUACGUCGCGCUAGGGAAGUCGCUGGUCGCAGAAGGCCACCGCGUCCGCAUUGCGACGCACGGUAUGUUCCAGGGGUUCGUCGAAGAGCAGGCCUUGGAUCAGCUGGAGUUUUUUGACAUUGGGGGAGAUCCACAGGAGCUGAUGAGUUAUAUGGUGAAGAAUCCGGGCUUGGUGCCAGGGAUGGCGUCGUUGACGAACGGUGAUAUCGGAAGGAAGCGCAAGAUGCUCACGCAGGUCAUGGAGGGGUGCUGGUCGGCGUGCCACUCUCCGUCCACUCGCACCGGGCAGGCGUUCGUUGCGGACGCCAUCAUAUCCAACCCUCCUGCCUUUGCCCAUGUGCAUUGCGCCGAAGCACUCGGAAUCCCGCUCUUACUGAGCUUCACUAUGCCCUGGACGCCGACUCGCGCAUUUCCGCACCCGCUCGUCAACAUCAAAGCUUCUAAUGCAGAGAACGGGCUCACUAAUUAUCUCAGCUACGCACUGGCCGACAUCCUUACAUGGCAAGGAAUGGGCGACUUGGUCAACAAGUUCCGUAAAUAUACCCUGGGGCUUGAGGCACUCUCGUUGCGAUCGGGCCCCAGCGUCGUGGACCGUCUCAAAGUGCCCUGGACGUAUUGCAUGAGUCCAGCAUUGGUUCCCAAACCUGAAGACUGGAAGAAUCAUAUCGAUGUAGUCGGAUUCUAUUUUCUCGAUCUCGCAACAAGUUAUACGCCACCUGACGACUUGGCCAAGUUUGUACGAGCUGGGGACGCGCCUGUCUAUAUUGGUUUUGGCUCGAUCGUUGUGGACGACCCUGUGGCUUUGACCAACAUAAUAUUCGAAGCAACCGCCCAAGCAGGUGUUCGAGCCCUAGUGUCCGCUGGCUGGGGUGGCCUCGGUGGCCAAAGCAUUCCUUCGCACGUUUUCAUCCUGGGAAAUGUCCCCCACGACUGGCUAUUCUCUGAGAACCGAGUCUCAGCGGUGGUCCACCACGGAGGCGCUGGUACCACUGCGAUCGGGCUAGCGAAAGGCAGACCGACGGUCGUGGUACCCUUCUUUGGAGACCAGGCAUUUUGGUCGCUGAACAACUCGUACGAAGGCGAGAUGAUCCACAAAGCUGGGGCCGGACCGGAUCCCAUCCCUCAUAAGCAGUUAACCGCGCAGAACUUGUGCGACGCCCUCAAGUUUGCCGUCAGUCCUCAGGCUGGAGCUGCUGCUGGGCGCAUGGGCGAGCAGAUCCGACACGAGAAUGGGGUGAACCAAGGCGUGGACAGCUUCUACCGUCAUCUUCCGCUGUUGAACAUGAGAUGUGAUAUGGAUUCGGCGCGGGUGGCUGCUUGGUGGUCCACAGAGCAUUGCUUGAAAUUCAGCACGUUUGCAGCUCAAGUCCUCAUCGAUGCCAAGCUCAUCAAACCGGGAGACCUUGAGCUCCAUCGUUCGAAGGAGUAUGACUCGGUCAAAGAGAUAACCAAUCCUGUCACGGGCGGAGCGAGUGCCAUAUUCUGGACGGUGACGAACUACUAUGCGGGAAUUGCGCAGAUAUUCUAUAUACUCUCUGAACCUCUCCAACUCGUGGCAGGCGUGAUCGAUAUCGUUUCGUCCAUCCACCAAGGGGUGGCGAAUGUUCCGAAACUGUAUGGUUCCAAAGUACGCAAAGCAGGCAAGGUGGGGAACUUUGCAGACGGUGUCAAGGAGGGUGGGAAGGGCCUGUUUUUCGGCUAUUACGACGGAAUCACCGGCUUGGUGCGGGAACCGUAUGAAGGCGCACAGAAAGAGGUACUGUGGCGGGCCUUCAAGUCACAAUAUUCAUUGACUCAAUUCAUUAAGGGUUUAUCGGUGCUGUUAAAGGCUCUCUGCGGAGCUUUGCCAAUGCGACGAUCCGGCCAGCCGGCGGCAUCGUCGGCGUGGUCGCCCCCCCGUCAUGGGCCUGUGGCGGAGCGUGCAGCCGCCUGCGACGCGGAAGCAGGAGCUUCGGAUCCGAGAAACGAGGCUGGCGCACGGGGUCGAUGCCGCGCGGCGGGCACGCGCCAGCAGAAGGCGGAUGUCGUGAGCGCGUUCAAGGAGCUCGAGCGGACGAAGAUGGGCAGGCAGAAGCGGUGGCGGGAGAUGGCUGAGAAGGAGAUGUAUAAUGAUGGCGAGGGACAGACACAGCGGGCGGGGCCGUCGUCGUGAUGGGGGUUAUCUGUGAUAUUAUCAUGGACAUCUUGACCGAUUCUUUU
Molecule: messenger RNA, 2627 nt
Organism: Mycena citricolor
Lineage: Eukaryota; Fungi; Basidiomycota; Agaricomycetes; Agaricales; Mycenaceae
Source: the annotation of a GenBank genome assembly